AUGAAAUCCGCCAACACCAAUGCACUGUACCCAAAUGAAAAUGUCACCAAUAGUGUCAUAGAAUACGCGGCCGCCCACUCAGAGGCGUUGCCAAAGCACAUCACCGACUACCAUGCCAACAUUGUCGCGAACCAUCCGGACAUGGAGUACAUGAUAUCCAACCUCCAAGCACAGUUUCAGACAUUCUUCACGCGCACCAUCGGGUCUAAGCGCGUGCUCGAGAUUGGUGCCUUUGUUGGGUACUCUGCCAUGGUGUGGGCAAACGCCGUGGGCAAAGACGGCAAGGUCACAACGCUCGAGUUCGUGGCCGAGUACGCCGACGCGGCCAGAGAUGCCUUCAAAGAGCACGGCAUCGCAAAUGUAGAGGUGGUUCAAGGCGAUGCCCUCGAGACCUUGGCCAAGCUCAGUCCCGACGAGCCCUAUGACCUCGUCUUCAUUGACGCCCAAAAGACGGGCUACCCAUCUUAUCUGCGCACGAUUCUCGAAAAGUCGCAGCCCGGGGCGCCCUCGCGGCUCUUGCGCAAGGGCGGUGUCAUACUUGCGGACAAUGUCCUGCGGCGCGGCCUUGUAGCCAACGACAGCAAUGAGAAUCCUUGGGCCGACUCUCGUGAUCGCCAGUCGCUUGAAGCGCUCCGGGAAUUCAACGACAUGGCGAUCAAAAGCGAGAGGCUAGACACCUUUUUGAUGCCCCUGUUUGACGGAGUUGGCAUGUCGACGCUCCGUGAUUGA
Beauveria bassiana ARSEF 2860 is the source of this 729-nucleotide messenger RNA. RefSeq names its product O-methyltransferase family protein. Lineage: Eukaryota; Fungi; Ascomycota; Sordariomycetes; Hypocreales; Cordycipitaceae. Bases 1 to 729 code for a protein of 242 amino acids. The transcript is spliced from 2 exons. Gene Ontology annotation, molecular function: O-methyltransferase activity; S-adenosylmethionine-dependent methyltransferase activity. The record is from RefSeq and is a predicted model, not a curated record.